Molecule: messenger RNA, 1641 nt
Organism: Esox lucius (northern pike)
Lineage: Eukaryota; Metazoa; Chordata; Actinopteri; Esociformes; Esocidae
Product: granzyme K-like
Exons: 2
Coding region: 6-281 (91 amino acids)
Biological process (GO): proteolysis
Molecular function (GO): serine-type endopeptidase activity
Source: RefSeq, a predicted model, not a curated record
UCCUGAUGUCUGCCAAAGUCACUGUGAUUGACAGGGUGACGUGUAACUCUACGGAGUACUACAACAAGGACCCCAUCAUUACCGCUAACAUGCUGUGUGCCGGCUAUGACAUAGACCCAGCUGACGCCUGCCAGGGAGACUCUGGGGGUCCGUUGGUGUGUGAUGGUGAACUAGAAGGGUUAGUGUCCUAUGGUGAGAAAUGUGGCAUCAAGACCAAGCCUGGAAUUUACACAUUCAUACCUAAAUAUAACAAGUGGAUCCAGGACAUCGUUAAUUGUUAAAAGAACUUCAUAUUAUUUUCUUAAUAUUUUUCUUAAAAUAAAUGUGUCCAGAUUGUUGUCACUCCGGUAUUUAGUACUUUGUGCACCUUCCCCUUGCCAAGAUAACAGCACUGAGUUUUCUCCAAUAGUUUGAUCAGGUGGGACAAAACAUGCGAGGGAGGUGAGGCCAUUUAUCUAGUCAUGAUCUUUCCUGUAUGCAUUUCCGACAUUUUGCAAUAUUAAGCAAACUCCUCCAGGCACUGAUACUUUUGUGUUGAGAGUGAAAGUAUGUUUCAAUAAUGCAUCCAAAUAACUUUUUGGCAUUGAGGUGGCAUGUGAUUCUAGUUUUAGAGACCCCAAGGUUCCACAAACAUCUGAUUUCUACAACUGUGAAUGGUUUCCCUCUUCAGGCGUCCUCCACACUGUGCAUGUGAUUUCUUCCAGACAGCUUCUUAUUUCUUCCCCUAAUAGUUGUUAUGGGUAUUUUCAGGGUCAUUGCUGUUUGUUUGAUGGACAUUGCCUAAAUCAUUCAGGUCAACAACCUUUUGUCCCUUUACUUUUGCAUGACCUAUGACUUUCACCAUAGAUGGGGGAUGUGGCUUUGAUUGUGUUGCUCAUCUCUUUACCUCAGUGAACCAGGAUGUAAUGCAUUACCACUUAAGUGUUCCUAAUGAUUCGGAUAAAAUUGAAAUAAAUAUACAUCAGCAGGAAGAUACUUCCAGUAGAAUUAGUGAAGCCCUAGGGUUGCAAAAAAAUGGCUUAUGUUUGACAUAUGUUUGAAGAAGAUAUGCAUUUGUUGAUAAAUAAUGUUUUGUUUCAACAUUUGACCCCAAUUAAAGGUUUGAUUUUGCUUCACUGUACAUUCAGCUGAAGACAGGUUUACACACUUGCACUCAAUUAAUUCUCAAAUAAAUGCAUAUGUUAAAGAUAUACUAUUAUUGGAAACCAUAUCUAUAACAUCUUCUCCAUUUAACAUUAAAAAUAACUAAGUGCAUUUGUAAGUGAAGUGGCAUGAUUUUAUUUCUUGAGCCUACAUGCAUUAUCAGAGCCUUCACACAUUAUCAGAGCCAACACACAUUAUCAGAGCCUUCACACAUAUGGGUGAUUAUUAAUAAUAAUGUUUUUAAUUUACAAUGUUGUACACUUUUUUCAAGGCUAAUGAUAUUAAUUGUCAAGCUUAUAACCUCUUUUUUAUACUAACCGAAAGUAUGACACAGUUAAAAUGAUACAGUAGAGGCCCACUGCAUAGCCAAUAUAGGAAAUGUGUUUAAUUUAAUUCAUAAAAAACUUUUCAUACUGUUAAGUCUGGAAAUUUGGACACUGACACAAUGUUCAUAAUUUGGCCUCAGUAAGCCACCCCAAUGGAUUUGAAAUGAAACAA